This is a messenger RNA of Cebus imitator (Panamanian white-faced capuchin), 1393 nucleotides long. RefSeq names its product eukaryotic translation initiation factor 1 (gene EIF1). Bases 238 to 579 code for a protein of 113 amino acids. The transcript has 4 exons. The record is from RefSeq and is a predicted model, not a curated record. Lineage: Eukaryota; Metazoa; Chordata; Mammalia; Primates; Cebidae. Gene Ontology annotation, cellular component: eukaryotic 43S preinitiation complex. Gene Ontology annotation, molecular function: RNA binding; translation initiation factor activity; ribosomal small subunit binding. Gene Ontology annotation, biological process: translational initiation.
GCACGACACCGUGGGUGGGGCCGGGACGUGAGGGCAGCGUGCUGGCGUCACAGGGGCGGCUAUAUAAGUGAACACAGGCACCGCCCCUCUGCCCCAGUCACUGAGCCGCCGCCGAGGACUCAGCAGCCUCCCCCUUGAGCCCCCUCGCUUCCCGACGUUCCGUCCCCCCUGCCCGCCUUCUCCCGCCGCUGCCGCCUUCCGCAGGCCGUUUCCACCGAGGAAAAGGAAUCGUAUCGUAUGUCCGCUAUCCAGAACCUCCACUCUUUCGACCCCUUUGCUGAUGCAAGUAAGGGUGAUGACCUGCUUCCUGCUGGCACUGAGGAUUAUAUCCAUAUAAGAAUUCAACAGAGAAACGGCAGGAAGACCCUUACUACUGUCCAAGGGAUCGCUGAUGAUUACGAUAAAAAGAAACUAGUGAAGGCGUUUAAGAAGAAGUUUGCCUGCAAUGGUACUGUAAUUGAGCAUCCAGAAUAUGGAGAAGUAAUUCAGCUACAGGGUGACCAACGCAAGAACAUAUGCCAGUUCCUCGUAGAGAUUGGACUGGCUAAGGACGAUCAGCUGAAGGUUCAUGGGUUUUAAGUGCUUGUGGCUCACUGAAGCUUAAGUGAGGAUUUCCUUGCAAUGAGUAGAAUUUCCCUUCUGUCCCUUGUCACAAGUUUAAAAACCUCACAGCUUGUAUAAUGUAACCAUUUGGGGUCCGCUUUUAACUUGGACUAGUGUAACUCCUUCAUGCAAUAAACUGAAAAGAGCCAUGCUGUUUAGUCUUGAAGUCCCUCAUUUAAACAGAGGUCAAGCAGUAGGUGCCUGGUAGUGUCAAGCUUGAAACCAAGCAGUACCAUCAUGAUUCAGCCAAACCCAGAGCCCUGAGAUCACAGACAACCAUGGCCAGAAGCUCCUCCGCUCUCCCUCUGCAGAGUUCCCUGCCCUAAGAGAAUGUUACCACCUGAACAGUCCUCAGUGAAUCUGAAAGGAGAGGAUGGGGUAAGGCAGCACCAGCAGCUGUACCACUAGAAGGGAGCCUCUGGUGGUAGAAGAUCCCCUGGUGUCUCCAGCCUGACCUGGUCAGAGUUCAGAGAGGCCCCCUUCCCUCUAGUGAGAUGAUAGGACAUCUGGCUUGCCACAAAGGUCUGUUUGACUAGACGUAUCCUAGCUAAGGGAUGUCCAAACAUCAGAAUGUGAGGCUAACCUUCUAUCAGAGUUAAACUUUUGACAAGGGAACAAAUCUGAAACUGAUGAGUCAUGUAGCUAGCUGUAGAGCUUGCACCUUAAUAGCAGUGGCUGCCUAAUGCCAUGUGAAGUAACAAACUGGUUUUUGGUUUUUUUCCCUUUCAGUUUUAAUGUUAUGUGUAAUGUAUUUAAACCCUUAUUUAAAUAAAACUUGUUUUCAGAAAUA